Molecule: messenger RNA, 360 nt
Organism: Phanerochaete carnosa HHB-10118-sp
Lineage: Eukaryota; Fungi; Basidiomycota; Agaricomycetes; Polyporales; Phanerochaetaceae
Exons: 1
Source: RefSeq, a predicted model, not a curated record
GACGAUGCCAUCUCCGCAGCACGCGAGGCCAUUUCUAUCUCCCCUCCGACGGAUGGGCCCGGCGCUGCACUACUACACACCCUUGCCGAGUCGCUCCUCCGUCGAUUCGAACUCACCAAUCAGCUGGCUGACGUGCAGGAAGCUUUGUCCCUCCACCGCACAGCGCUCUUCCUUCGUCCUCCUGGGCAUGUGGACCGUCAUGUCUCUAUCCUAUCGCUUGCGCGAGCACUACAUACCCAUUUCCGCCACACCGGCGAACCCCAAAACUUCACUGGGUCCAUCCAGAGCAUUCGCGACGCCCUUUUGUUUUUCGACCCCGCGCGCCAUGGUCAUAGAGCCGCCUCACUUGCAGACGAGAAG